Molecule: messenger RNA, 6915 nt
Organism: Engraulis encrasicolus (European anchovy)
Lineage: Eukaryota; Metazoa; Chordata; Actinopteri; Clupeiformes; Engraulidae
Gene: wwc1
Product: WW and C2 domain containing 1
Exons: 23
Coding region: 1031-4579 (1182 amino acids)
Biological process (GO): regulation of DNA-templated transcription; regulation of hippo signaling; cell migration
Cellular component (GO): cytoplasm
Molecular function (GO): molecular adaptor activity; kinase binding
Source: RefSeq, a predicted model, not a curated record
UCCAGCAGCAUCGCGACCAAGCCGGAGUACAGGGAAACUACGGGCACUUGAAGGAAACCCCAACGCCGAAGGAAUUACCCGGUCGUGGAUAGCUUUUGGAAUUACCGAAGGAAUCACUCUACACACAAUAACUUUUGGGGAUGGUGAUUACAGACUGCGCGUGAUUCUUGGAGCUAUUCCUUUUGGAGAACCUGGGAAUGUUGUGGAGCUAGCGCGCUAGCCCUGAUGUCGUCUGCUAAACAUGGUGGCCAAACUGUGAACAGUGAACCCAGAGAGGGCUUUUAAAUAUUCAAGAAAUGCAGACAUUUUUGGUUGUGUUUCUAUAGGAAAUAGGGAUCGGUCUUAUUUCGUCAUGUUAAUGGAACUGGUGAGGCAAAAAUGGGCUUCAUCCAUGCUCUAAUAAGCAUUAGCUAGCGGGUGCAAGCUCGUGCAAACCCCGCUUUAAAAGUUAUUGCCAAGUUUGUCCAGGGUUGAUGCCCCAAUCUAAUAGUCGCUCAUGAAUGCUUUUGGAUAUUGGCGGAGUGCAUCGAAUCUACUUGUAUCCUUCUUACAUUCCGUGGCAACAUUGUUUCAUGCCUCAGUACUUGCAGCGUUCUAAGAUUCGACUAGCACAGUUGGUGUGUAUGUGUGAUAUAGCCUAGCCUGUAACUGGAGGAGGGCGCAGGUGUAUAGUAGUUACAAUGGAAACUGUCCCGUUAUCGAUGGCCUCCUUCGGUGGGCAAUAUCAUGAUGAAUUGGAUCAAAUCAUAUGACGGAGAACAUGGUGCGUAUUGUGUGUGUGAGUGGGGAAACAUCUCUGCAUGUGAGGCUUCGUGUGCUGUACAGUGACUAUCAGACACAAGUGCUAUGAAAUGAAUACAUUGGCGCUGCUGAAUAGACUUCUCGUAGACUUAAUUCAUGGCACCGACAACACCAACGUUGCUUUUCGAUAUAGGUAUUACCGGUAGAUCCAUUACAAAACUGGAGAACGCCGAACUUCCACUUUUUUCUUCCACUCGUCCAGAGGAAAGUACAUGGAGACUAGUUUGACAUGCCAAGGAAGGAGUUACCGUUGCCUGAGGGUUGGGAAGAGGCCCGCGACUUCGACGGGAAAACUUACUACAUUGAUCACAUCAAUCAAACGACAAGCUGGAUCGACCCAAGAGACAGGCAGACCAAGCCUCUGACGUUUGCCGACUGCAUCGGGGAUGAGCUGCCGGUGGGCUGGGAAGAGGCCUACGACCCGAACGUGGGAGCCUACUAUGUCGACCACAACACCAAGAGCACGCAGCUGGAGGACCCGCGGGUACAGUGGCAGCGGGAGCAGCAUCGCAUGCUGGAGGAUUACCUGCAGGUGGCGCAAGAGGCCCUGAGCGCCCAGCGGGAGAUCUACCAGGUGAAGGAGCAGCGGCUGGAGCUGGCCCAGCAGGAGUACCAGCAGCUCCAUCAGACCUGGAGGGACAAGGACAAGUUCACCUCACAGACCAGCCUAAACUCCAGAUCUUCCUCCAGUAGCAAGUAUGAUCCAGACAUCCUGAAGGCGGAGAUCGUCACGUCCAAGAGCAGGGUGAAUAAGUUGAAGAGGGAUCUGGCCUUUAUGAGGCAGGAGCUGCAGUAUAAGGAGCAGGGCUUUGAGACGCUGAAAGAGAUCAACCACAAGGUGUCGAACGUGUCGUACAUCUACCAGCCGCAGGAGGCGCAGGCCAUCCUGAAGGAGGUGAAGAGCAUCAGGGAGGCCAUCAGCUCUGGGGAGAAGGAGAAACAGGAGCUCAUGCAGAAACUGGCUGCGUUGAAGGAUGGUUUCCAGAUGGGGGCGGGCUCCCAGUCAGACCUGUGGGCUAGCAACACCUCAUUGGCCAACUCCAACCUGUCAAUCCCGCGCCUCUACUCUGACGCCCAAUCACAGACGGACAUCCCCACAGAGUUUGUGUCCAGCAGUAACAGACUAGCAGAGAAGGUCCGCCUCAGUCUGAAGUAUGAAGAAGCCAAGCGGAGGAUGGCCACCAUCGAGGUGCAGAUAGCCAAGCUGGACAGCGAGGCGUGGCCGGGCCUGCUGGACCCCGAGAGGGAUCGCCUCAUCCUGAUCAGCGAGAAGGAGGAGCUGCUGAAGGAGCUGCGCUACGUGCGGCCCGGACCCCACGCCCCGCACACCGACGCCCAGCGCCUGGAGAGCGAACGCCAGAGGCUGGAGAGGGACCUGCACGCCGCCAGGAGCAAUCAGAGCAAAGCACUGACGGAGAGGUUAAAACUGCACUGCAAGAGGAACAAGCUGGUGAAGGAACUGGAGGAGACGGUGCGCCUGGCAACCUCACUACACACUCAACUCAAGAGUCUGUCCGAGAGCACGUUGUCGUGUUCGUCGGGCAGCAGUCGUGGCUCCCUGGCCUCCAGCCGCGGGUCGCUGGCCACCACCUCCAGCCUGGGCUCGGCCUCCUCCCUCAGCUACACCGACAUCUACCUGGAGCAGCCCGAGCUGGCCGACCCCGACUUCCAGAGCAAGCUGGAGCAGAUGCUGGCCGAGGCGGCGGGCUCCGGGGGCUCGGGGGGACUCCCCGGCGGACCCGGCUCCGGGUUCCGACCCUCGGGCUCCAUCACCACCAUCCACGAAAACGAGGUGUCGGAAGCGGGGUCGGCCGGGUCAUCGGCAGCGGCCAUUGCUGGGACGAUGGGGUCAGCGGCAGGGGCGGGGAUACGGCUCCCCCAGGAGGUACCGGGAGGUGUGUCGUCGUCGGGGGCCGGUGGAUUGGCGUUGAGGACGCAGGUGCUGAGAGCGUCAGAGACGCCGCGCUCCAUGACGUCGCUGUCACCGCGCUCCUCGCUGUCGUCGCUCUCGCCGCCCUGCUCGCCCCUGGUGCCCGACGCCUCCUUCCUGUCGGCGGAGGUGUUCGGCUCGGGCACCGGCCUCAACAGCAACGCGCUGGCCAUGGACGCGGAGCUGCAGAGCCGCCUGGCCGAGCUGAGGCUGCUGGAUAAGAGCCAGGAGGAGGUGGAGAGAGCGGAGGAGGAGACGCAGACGGCAGAGCAGGAGGAGACGCAGACGCAGGAGGAGUCACGAGCAAACGGACCAGCCAUCACUGCAGAUGUAGCUAGAGAAGGUGCUGCUCAGUCCAGAGGGGCGGGUCCUGGGGCCAAGAGAGUGGGCGUGACCUCGGCCGUAUCUGACGAAUCAGUGGCCGGGGACAGCGGCGUCUACGAGCCCUCGGACAAGAGGCCGGGCCUGCCUGCAGAGCUGCUGGGCUACGAGGAGAGUGCAACGCUGGUCUGUUCCCAGAUCAGCCUGGGGCUGAAGUAUGAGGCCAAGGAGCAGCGCUUCACCAUCUCACUACUGCAGCUAGCCAACUGCACAGCACUGCCCCUGCCUAGCCCUGACCACCACAUGUAUGUACGUGUGGCCGUUCUUCCGUGCUCUGAGACGACUCGUUGUCUGUUCCGCACGGCUAGCGUGGUGCCUCAAGAGCCGGUCCAGCUCAACGAGUCCUUCGCCAUGCAGCUGGCCCACAAUGCACUGCGCCAGAAGACGCUCCGCGUGGACGUGUGCAUCCCCAGCGCCUCUGGCAGGGAGCACUGUCUGGCUGGGGCCCAGAUCAGCCUGGCUGAUGUGAGCUGGUCGGGGGAGAGACAGGUGAAGUGGUACAACCUGCUAAGCCACGCCCACAGCUCCAGCAUAGACAGGAAGCCACACCCACCUGAGGAGACACCUGAGGACACAACACAGAGUGCGACUCCACAGGGGCCGACUGCUGCUGCUUCUGCUGAGCAAGACUGGCCGGUGCCGGAUGGCUUUGAGGAUGAGGAGUGCAGUGACCCUGAGGGGGAGGAGUUUUAUCCUGACAGUGGCCAAUGGGACGCGGAGGAGGAGGAGUCGGGGCCAGCAGCCGCACCCACUCCAGCACGCCCACCACCCACCAUGGCAGAGAAGGUGAAUAAGGAGACCAGUAUGGAUGGUAUGCGCCACUCCUCCUCCUCCUCCUCCUCUUCGGUGGUUCGGCCCAAAGAGCGUCGCCAUGAGCUACAGCAGCAGAACCCCUUCAUCAGGGGCAACACCAUCAUCAGAUCCAAAACCUUCUCACCGGGCCCACAGAGCCAGUACAUAUGCAGGAUUAACCGCAGUGACAGUGACAGCUCCACACUGUCUAAGAAGUCUCCCUUUGUGAGGAAUGCCUCUGAGAGACGCAGCGUCCGCAUGAAGAAGCCCCCCCUGGUGCCUCGGGGUGUGGAGCACACGCCUCUGGAUCUGGAGCUGGACCUGCAGGUGGUGAAGACGCGUCACAACCGGCUGGCUGAGGAGCUGCGCGUGCUGCGAGAACUCAAGCAGCAGCUGGAGACGGCACGCCAGCAGGGACAAACAGAGCUGCCCGCCAUGGUGCAGCAGGACACACGCUUCCACAUGUUGCUCAAGCACGCAGAGAGACAGACGGCUGAGGAGCAGCUUCAGGAGCAGCGUGUGGAGAAGAUGAUGCGAGCGGCUGCCAAGGACGUCCACAAGAUCCGCGGCCAGACGCGCAAGGAGAUGCCCGAGGUCCAGAACUUCAGGGAGAAGAUGGCGUUCUUCACUCGGGCCAAGAUAAAUGUCCCUGACCUACCGGCCGACGACGUGUAGGCCAGACUGCAGCAGUCACUCCCGUCAGCCCGCCCGCCCACUCGAGCGCCCGAGUGUCUUCACCGAGUCCACCCUCCCUCCUUCCCUCACUCUCUUCCUCCCUGGCGUUUCCUUGGAGACGCUUGCCAACCUCUGGUGGUGUUAUGAAGAAGUGGAGAAUGAUGACGAUGAAUGAGCUCAUGGAGCUGAACUAGUCAUACCAUCAUCAUUAUCAUCAUCCUCAUCCUCAUCAUCAUCUCCUCCUCAGUAGCUCACAGACUUGCAAAUCCACAAUAGGUUCUUUUGGUUUUUUUUCCUUUUUAUUUUAUUUUAAAAACCUUAGCAGCAAGAUUUUUUUUAUUAUUUUGAUUUUAUUUUUGAAAAACUUAGCAGCAAGAUCUCUCUUUUUUUUCACAGAAGUGUAGCAUUGUGUUCUGUUACUAAUUGUGUGUUUAUUUUUGGUAUCCAUUAUAGGAUUGUCAUCGUCGUCAUUGUUAGGACACACAGUCGUGCUCACGCACCAGUACAUUUGACCUUUGACCUGUAGGAAGAACAAGAAGUGCUGCUCACGCGUUGUAAAGCCUUGACCAGGGGCGGCAUCACGUUCACGUUUAAGCACAAAGAUGUGAAGUUGGUAAUCGAUAAGGUACUUAGGCACUGUUUCAUGACGGAGCACUCUGUGGUGCUACUAUUUGGUUCAUCGAAUCCCUCUCUUUCUUCUCUCGGCUAGUCUUGAGCACAUACACACAGGGUUCAUUUAGCUUGUGCUAACACCAGCUAGUCUGGCGCACACUCACUGGGUUAACCACAAGCUGUUGCUAACGGCGAUUAGCCUUGUGCACAUCCAUUCAGUUCAACCUGAACGGGCAGUCACGCUAGUUGGUUUUCAGCACCUUCAUUGGGCGUAUCCAAAGAUGAUAAAAAGAGGAGCACUAAACUGUGAGUUAGCAUCUAUGGGCGCCAAGUGGGAAAUCUUCCAUCUUUGCUGUAUCCUGAGCUCAUGCUAGCACUAGCUAGUUUUCUGAGCACUUUCAGUCAAUUUAUCCUUAGAUGAUGCUAAUGCUGGCUAGUGUUGAGAGCAUACUUACUGGAUAGCAGUUUGAGGUGUUCCUAGUGUAAAGAAGCUCCUCUGGGCUCAGUCUGCUGCCUGUGCUAUGACGGAAAUGAGCGGUCUUGCACCGUUUAAGGAUCUUUGGUUCAAUCUGAGCUAUGGCGAAUGAGCGUUGGCCAGAGCCAGCCCAGAACUGGCCGAGAUGCUCAGAGCUAUGCUGGAGUGUGUUUCUCUACAGCCUUGUUGCUUACUGGAUUAGCGACUUACUUGGUUGCAAUGCAAUUUCCCAUUGGUAACCUACUAAGUUGUUAAGUGAUUAGCAAUGGCGAUGCUGGGGUGUGCUUCUCAACAACAUUGUUGCUAAGUAAGAUAACAAUUUACUUGGCUGCAAUGCUAAUUGGUUAGCUACGAUAUUGCUAACUGGUGAGCAACGAUACUUUUGAGAAACCUGUUAGCAACAAUGCUUUCGAGAAAUGGGCUCCUGGUUGUGUCCUCAGGCCCCUGUCUGACACUAUAUCUGGAAAUGAUGUGUAUGAGUGUAGUAAUGGGAUGAGAGGGGUGCACUGUGUAAUCCUCCUCUCCUCUCCCCACCCUUCUCUACCCCCCUUUCUAUGACCUUUCACCUUCGACCUCCUGACCUCUCACUGACUCCCCCUGAAGAUCCCUCUUGGUAGCGUCCACUUUAGUGCACUCGCUCACUCUCCUCCUCCUCCCUCCAUCCUCAGGUAGAAUACGGGAUAGUUCAUGCACUUUAAAAAAAGAAAAGAAAAUUCCAGAGAACGAGGGAAGGGGUACAGGGAGAAAAUGUGGACAAGUAUGGAUUAUAAGCAAUACUAUGAAACUACGGAAUUAUCUUAAAGGUCCAAGAAAAAGUCUAUUUGCUUUAGUCUAAAACGUUUCGGCGAGUUUGACCUGGAUGAAUGAGAUCCUUCACAGGGAUACAACCGUAUGAAACCUAAUGACAUCAUGAAGCAUGACAGGUUAUAUCUCACCAUGUGAACUUUGCCCUUUUGUACAGUGUGUUGACCUUUUGACCUUUACGUUGAGCUCCUUUUUACUUUUGCCCCUUUGCUGUAAUGAAGAGCUCCCCCAUCGUGUGUUCCCAAUGGACGCUCAGGAGAAUGAUUGAUGAAGAAUUCCAAGCACCUACGCUCUAUUCCGCUGCUGACAGGCAUUCCGGAAUACAAUUCCACUGGCAUUCCGCACUCCCACCAGCAUUCCUGAUGCUCACACUGACAUUCCUUUUGCUCUUACUCGUGUGUGUGUGUGUGUGUGUGUGUGUGUGUGUGUGUGUGUGUGUGUGUGU